AAAACAAUAAAUAAACAUAAAAACAAUAAAUGCCUCACAUUUUGUCGUUGCCGCAAAAUGUUGUACUGCUUGAAAUUCUCAGUGUCUCCACCGUUGCUCGACACUGCGUGUAUAGAGCAGGUAGUGCAACAAUAGAAAAAUAGUUGCGGGAUGGCACUGUGUAGCGUUUGUCUAGGGUGUUGAUCAUUUUCCUAAAUCCCUCGUUUUGCACAGUGUUGAUGGGAGCCAUAUCUUUAGCCAGGUGAUAAGUAAUAGCCUCCGUAAUUUCUUUGUGCCUGCAGGAGUUCGACGUGUAUAGGGAAGCGCUGUAUAAGGUUCCCGUUAUUGAUGUUUGGGUGGUUGACCCAGACGGAUUUUCUCCUGUCACUUCCUCGUCAUCCCUGACGUGUUCUCCGUUGUUUUUCCCUGCCAAUUUGAGCAUCACAGGCACAGCUUCUGUAUCACGUGGUAUAAGGCUCCGCCCUUGUCAUUUGUUGAGCAGGAAGAGUGAGCGCUUGUUUUCAUGCAGAUUACGUCCCGGAUCAAAAUGCGGUACAAUCGUCGUCGUCUUUUUUUUUUAAUUUUUUUAAUCGUUGUCAUUUGGAAAUGAGAUCGCACAUAAAAUGCCUUUCCAUUUCUGCCCCCAGUGUGGGACAAAGUUACAGCCUGAAUUCAGAUUCUGUCCUUCAUGUGGGGAGAAACUUCCCGGUCCUGAAAGUCCAUUUCAAUCUGAAUCUGUGAACUCAAGUUUCUCCUCGCCUCUGAGAAAUGCAGCAGCAACAUCUGUAGUUAACCCAAGCCCCACUCCAAGCAUGAGCUGUGAACUCAGUACAGCCCACGGAUUUGACACUUUAAGCUCGUUAACACCACGUCCUGCACUGCGAAGGACUCGCAACACCCUUUGCCUGGACAAAGAAGAUAAUGACGCUGGGUUGCAGGAAUCUCCACCAAAGAAGAACACGGUCACCUUUAAACUCGACACUGGGGCGCAGCCAAUCGUAGAGUCUCCUGUUGCAAAAUCUCCUCGAUCUGCGCGAGGGAAAGGAAAGCCCUGCAGUCCUUUGAAAAAGCAGGAAGAAGAAGAAAAAAAGCUGUCUGCAAAAACAGGCUGGAUAGAGGGGAGAUCAGCAGUAGAUGGAGCUUCACCUGUUUCCUCACCAAACUCUAAGUCUCCUGCAAAAGCAACUGGAAAAAAUAAAGGCAAGAAGUCGAAGCAUGCAUCCUCUGUGGAACCGCUGCCUGAAGGUGAGGAGGUGACCGACACAACCGGCAAGAAGUGGAAGCUGAUCAGGCAGCUCAGUCAGAGCGCAACCGAGCUGCUCUACGAAGUUUCUCGGCCAAGCUCAAAGGAGUUGAAUCACACCCUCAAACUGGGAGCUAAAGAUGGAAGAAUCUUCAAUGAGCAGAACUUUCUGCAGAGAGCUGCUAAACCGGCGUCUGUGGAAAAGUGGGUCAAACAAAACAAGCUGGAUUUUCUGGGGAUUCCUUCCUGCGUUGGCUUUGGUCUCCAUACAGACUCGUACAGGUUUCUAAUUUUUCCCAGCAUUGGCGAGUCGCUCCAGUCCAUCAUCAAGAAAGAAAAUCAGCCUCUGUCUGAGGAAGUUGUUCUUCAGCUGGCCUAUAGAAUAUUAGACGUGCUGCACUACAUCCAUUCAAACGAAUACGUUCAUGCGGAUAUCAGUGCCGAGAACGUGUACAUAAAACAAGGACAGAGGUCACAGGUGUACCUUGUAGGAUACUGCCAUGCCUUCAGGUACUGUCCAGGAGGAAAGCAUGUGGAGUACCGUGAAGCCAGCCGAACGCCACACGAGGGCACCGUCGAGUUCAUCAGCCUGGACGCCCAUAAAGGAGCAGCUCCAUCUCGCCGCAGCGACCUGCAGUCUUUGGGUUACUGCUUGCUGCACUGGCACACUGGAUUGCUGCCGUGGACAGAGCUCACUCAACCACAGCAGAUAGCCACCGAGAAACAGAGGUACAUGGAGGAUGUUCCUGCACUUCUGAGCCAGUGCUUUGGGAGGAGGAGCGUUUCCAGAGCAUUUCAAACGUACCUGACCGCAGUGAUGGCUCUGCAGUACUCCGAGCAGCCCGAUUACUCAGCGCUGAAGGCCGGACUCAGCGACGCUUUAGUGCAGCUGGGGGCAUCGGUGGAGGAGCCCCUCGAUUUUUAGAGAGAUCGCACAAAAGAAGAGACGACACUGGAAGAUCCUGGAGUUUUCUUAUGUUAAAGUCGUGUUUAAAUGCUGAUGCUUUAUUGCACUGAAAGUCAUGAGUUUAUUAGGUAAACGAUUCAUUGUUUUUACAGUUUGUGUGUGUGUGUGUGUGAGGGGGGGGGGUUAUCAUCUUUAUGGACCUGUUGAGGUUUCUGUGGUUUUCAGCCUCACAAAGAAAUACAAGUUUUAAAUUCCUAAAGCACUGAUUUUUAUAUUUUGUGUGUUGCAGUGUUAUUAGGUAGUUAGAUUUAACAGGGUGAUUUUUAUAACAGAUGUUUUUUUUCUGUUGACUUAUCCUGCUGAACAUUUCAACAAAUAAAAUACCGACAU
Molecule: messenger RNA, 2519 nt
Organism: Pelmatolapia mariae (spotted tilapia)
Lineage: Eukaryota; Metazoa; Chordata; Actinopteri; Cichliformes; Cichlidae
Gene: vrk3
Product: VRK serine/threonine kinase 3
Exons: 16
Coding region: 603-2147 (514 amino acids)
Biological process (GO): peptidyl-serine phosphorylation; signal transduction
Cellular component (GO): cytoplasm; nucleus
Molecular function (GO): protein serine/threonine kinase activity; ATP binding
Source: RefSeq, a predicted model, not a curated record